This is a messenger RNA of Brassica rapa (field mustard), 5358 nucleotides long. RefSeq names its product putative nuclease HARBI1. The record is from RefSeq and is a predicted model, not a curated record. Lineage: Eukaryota; Viridiplantae; Streptophyta; Magnoliopsida; Brassicales; Brassicaceae.
UUUUUUUCUACAUUUACCAUGUUUUAAUAAUUUUAAAACAGACAUAUAUUUUUAUAAAUUUUAUUUAGAUUACAUAAACUAAGUUUUUAAUCUAUAAUAUAUCGUUUAUUUUUAAUAGUAUAGUUUAAUUUCUUCUUCAAAUUAGAUAUUACUUUGGUGUGUUUUAUUUUAUUUGGUAAAUAUAUAAUAUAACUCUCUUUCUCUAUACUAUUAUUUUUGAAGUGAUUUUUCGCUUUCGAGAUUUCACAUUAAAAAUUAAAGUGGUUAAUAUCGUUUAUACCCUUAAUGAAUAAAAUAUAUAAAUUAGCAACAAAAUAAAAAUGAAUGUAACAUUUUAGAUUAGAUAAAUGAUUGAAAUUAAUAACUCGUCCAUGGAUGAAAACUUCUACGUUUGUUUGCGUUGCCAUGUCCUUUGUUUCUGUCAGAGUUUCAUUUAUCUACAAGGAUUUGGAAAUAAAAAACGAGAGUAGAAGUUGAAUAAACGGUUAUUGAUCUCAUUUAGUAAUUGAUAAUCAUUAGAUAAUUUAUAAUUGGUUAUUCUCUUUUUCCUUUUUAAAUGUGUUUUGUAAAAAACUCAUCCACUAUUAUCAAUGAUUAGGAAAUAUCUAUACUAUUAUUUGCGAAGUAAUUUUCCUCAUUCGAGAUUUCACGUUAAAAGUUAGAAUGAUUAAUAUUGUUUAUAUCUUUAAUGAAUAAAAUAUAUAAAUUAGCAACAAAAUAAAAAUAAUUCAGACGGGAAAAAAAAAUAUUACACUAAUUAACCAAAAAACAACUAUGUAAAAAAGUGGCAAUUAAAUAUUUAUUUUAAAAUUAAAAGGCUAGAAUUGGGCAUUUAAUUUGAUACUUCCAAAAAUGUAUGUUUAUAAAUAUAUUUACCUUUUUGGGGUAAAAUGCUAAGACAGAUGAAAAAUUUGUCAAACUUAUGUUAAUGGGUGAGAAAAACAAAAUUUGUCAAACAUAAAUGAAAGUAAUAAUGUAUGUAACUGGUAAAAUGACAUGAACCAGACACUAACGAACCGAAUGAAAAUAAAAUAAGCAUAAAAAUAUUAUUAUACAUAAUUCGAUUCGUGUGAAUCACUUCGACUACCAUGUCUUUUUCAUUUUCUUGGUGCAUCUUUCUUGAAAAGAUUUGGUUCCAUAUUUUUCUAUAUAAUAUACGAAGAUAGGAAGCUUAUAAGUUAUAACAAAAUAAAGAAAAGCUGGUAUUGGUAUGUUAUUAGAUAAUAAACUGAAUUACACCCAAAAAAAUGAUUUUCGUUAUAUAUAUAUAUAUAUAUAUAUAUAUAUAUAUAUAUAUAUAUAUAUAUAUAUAUAUAUACAUAUAUACAUAUAUAUAUUUUUUGGCAACGAUUUUCGUUAGAGACAAUGUGUUGAAUACCUCCAAUUAAGGUCGUAGCUAAAUGCCCAUAAUUAUGGAUAAUCCAAAAAUGAGUAAUAUUUUACACUGUGCUGAUGAAAAUAACCUUAUGCUUUAUCGAAAACAAGUAACUCUAGAUCUAUCAGCUAAAUAUUUACAUAGCAGGUAACAAUCUACAUACCAACUAACAUAUCAACUAAUAAUUUUAGUAUCAACUAACAAUCUAUGUAUCAAACAAAUAUAUCGACUAACAAAUCAUAUAUCAAUUAAUGAAACUAUUAACAAUUAAUUAGUUAUCUAUCAAAUAGCUCAGAAUCUAUUUGUAACAGCUAACACUCCAUGUAUCGAUUAAGAAUUCAUUAAAAUCUAAAUAAUAGCAGGUAAUUAAUAAAAUAUCUACUAACGUAUAUAUUAUCUAAAAAUUGAUUGUGAGUCGAAAUUGGAAACAUUGGAAUUGGGGUGAGAUAAUAAGAUUAGCAUUAUGGGUGCUAAAAAGAAUCAAAAUAUAAAAAAAAAAAAUUUGUGUUGAAUUAGAAGAUGAUUUAAAGAAUCUGUACGAGAAAUAAAGUGAUAAGAACACAUAAAAGAAAAAAAAAUAGAAAUAAAAGUAUUAUAAUCAUAAAAAAUAUUAAAAAGAAACAAGAGUAUAUGACAAAUUAUAUGGACUUCUAGAUUAUCCACACCAAUUUCUCUUUUCGUUAUAUAGCGAGUGAAAAACGGCAUGUGACACUUCUUAUAACAUACAAAAAAGCAUAUGACGAAUCUUACUGAAAAUAUAACAUGUUUUUUUUUGAAAAAGGGCAUGAAGUAUAAGACCAUGUCCAACGGUGGAUUUCACCCGGUCCAUAAGAGAAAUCCUUAAGCAUAAUUGUAAUUAAAUACUAUUAUUAGCGUUAAAUCGACGAAGGAUUGGUCCGUCGCAGCGGACUUAAGGAUUCAAUCCUUAGCCACGCGUCACGUGGUGAGUGGAUCGAAUUUGUGUUUGGUUUGUGUAGGGUCGAAAAAAAAAAUCAUUCUCGAGCCAAACCGAAAAAAAAAAACUCCUCUUCGACAUAAGGCGAUUUCGAGACGAUUCUGCUCGAUCUCUCAUCCUCAGCUCGUGUAAGGUAAAUCAAAGCUUUAACUCGUAGAUUUAUCGAUUAUAGAUCACUCUCCAUCUUGUUUGUUCUGUAUUAAGGGUUUGGUUCUCGGAUUCCGACAGAUUUGAGAAAAUUUUCAAAUUAGGGUUUCAUAAAUAUUUGGGGCAAAAUCGAUUUACGGAUUCUUUGGGGGUUUAGAUAGGGUUUCCAAACGUUUAUGGUUUGUAUCGGUCUCGGAUCUCCUCUCUUGUUGAUUACAGAGAGCUGCUCUUUAACGAUUUUGGGGACCGUGUUGCUCAGCUCUUACAUGUCAAAUCUAUUGUUCCUUUUCCGCUUAAUGAGAAUCAAGAUUUUUAGCAAGAGGUCCUUAUUGUCAACACUCAUCUCUUGUUCCCACAUGAUUCUCGUUCAUGUGCUUUUGAUUAUUUAACAUUGAUUGCUGUUGUUCUUUAACAUACGUAAUUGAUUAACGUUGUUCUUACUCGUUAUUUGCUGUUGAUUUUAUUGGUCCUUAACAUAAGUGUUUACUUGUUUUGGUUGCAGAUAAACGAUAAUGGGACGAUACAGUUACAGCCAGCCUUCUUCCUCCUCACACUCUCCAGACUUAACCUCCCUCCUUGAAGCCGAAUGUGAGAUGUACGCGGCUGAAGCUGAGAUUACUCGGUGGAAUGCAGAAGCCAGUGACUGGGAACCAUCAGCAGAGGGUGAUGAUGGCAUCCCAAGGACAUGCUACUGUGGUUCAGAGCCAGUUCACGGAUACUCCCAAACGCCAAAAGAUCCAUACCGACGUUACAUAACGUGCUCCAAUGCCGAUGAUAGAGACUGCCACGUCUGGAAAUGGUGGGACGUGGCGGUGGAGGAGGAGCUGAGAGAGUUUCAGAGGGAGCUUAAUGCGGUUAAGGGUGAAGCGAAUCAACGUGAGCAGAAGUUACUCCGUCUUGAGAAGCAAGUUUCCGAGUUCACAAAGAAGAAAUCAGGAGCUAAGCUAAUGGUCUUCAGCUUAGUGUUAGGGUUGGUGUUGCUUAUUGUGCUAGGAAUACUUGGAAAGGAUUCAGAGGAUUGGGGCGUACGUGCUUUGUUUCUUUAACGAGAUAUGCACAUUUGAUUCCUCUUUCAACAUUCCACGUGAAGGUUACAUCGUACAAUACAGUGAGACACUUGUUCUUUUGGUGCUGAGAUCUUCAUCGUCAAACCGGUUAGUAAAAUCACAAACGGUUUGUAAAAUCACAAACCAUCAAAUUUUUUUUUUUUUUGUAAUAUGACUAGUAUUUUAAAUAACAGCUCAAAACUAAAGUUCUAUAAUAAUCGUAAUAUGACUAUUUAAAAAAAAAAAUGUGCAUAUCUAAAACAAAAUAAAAUUUUAUUUAUCUUUAAAGUUCAAUAAUAUUCCUAAUAUGAGAAUGUUCAAAAUUAAAGUUUUAUAAUAUUGUUAAUAUGAUAAACUUUAUUUUAAAAAGUUCAGAAUUAAAGUUCAAUAAUAUUCCUAAUAUGAGAAGGUUCAAAAUUAAAGUUUUAUAAUAUUGUUAAUAUGAUAAAAAUUUGUUGAUGAAAGGUUCAAACUUAAAGUUUUAUAAUAUUGUAAAUAUGAUAAACUCUAUUUAAAAAAGUUCAAAAUUAAAGUUUUCUAUGAUUAACAUAUUAGGACUUCUUAAAAUGUCAACAUCUUCAUCCGAUGGUCUAGACGAAAGAAUAGACGAACUUGUUGAUGAAAUAGUUGAAGAUUACUACAACGACAUAGUGGAGGACCAACCCGAUGAUGAGGCGAACCGUGCUUAUAUUGAACGAGACCGUGAAGGAGGAGAUGAUCAGUUAUGGAAUGACUACUUCAGUGAAGACCCGACAUACUCGGCACAAAUAUUUAGAAGACGUUUCCGCAUGAACAAGAAUUUAUUCCUGCGUAUUGUCAGAGCCCUCAAGCAGAACUUUAUAUUCUUUCAGCAGAGAAAAGAUGCAACCGGUAGGUGGGGUCUAUCAUCACUUCAAAAGUGUACGGCGGCGAUUCGUCUGCUUGCUUAUGGUACAGCGGCUGACUCGGUUGACGAAUAUCUCCGACUUGCGGACACUACAGCACACUCUUGUUUACAUCAUUUCACUGACGCAGUUAUACACUUAUUUGGUAAUGAGUAUCUACGACGACCCACAAAGGAGGAUCUUCAACGACUACUCUAUAUUGGAGAGCAACGCGGUUUUCCAGGGAUGGUCGGGAGCAUUGACUGUAUGCAUUGGGAGUGGAAAAACUGCCCAACCGCUUGGAAAGGACAAUACACACGUGGAUCCGGAAAACCGACGAUUGUUUUAGAGGCUGUAGCUUCACAAGAUCUUUGGAUAUGGCACGCUUUCUUCGGUCUUCCAGGUACCUUAAACGAUAUUAAUGUCCUCGAUCGGUCUCCGGUUUUUGACGAUAUCUUAGAAGGUCGAGCUCCGAGGGUAAGGUACAUGGUCAACGGACACAUGUAUAAGUUGGCAUACUAUCUCACGGACGGUAUAUAUCCAAAGUGGUCAACAUUUAUCCAAUCUAUCACACUCCCUCAAUGUCCCAAACAAGCGUCAUUUGCUAAAUGGCAAGAAGCAGCCCGAAAAGAUGUCGAGCGGGCAUUUGGAGUAUUGCAAGCUCGGUUUGCGAUAGUGAAAAACCCGGUUCGUACAUUGGACAGAGAGAAGAUAGGGAAGAUUAUGAGAGCAUGUAUCAUACUACACAAUAUGAUAGUUGAAGAUGAACGAGAUGGUUAUACAAACCGGGUUAAUAUUUCAGAUUUUCAAGAAGGAGAAUCUUCGAGAACCUCGGAGGUCCUAAACGAAAUUCCUACAUUGUUCAAUGAUACAUUUCCCGACCGCAAUGAUCUUCGUGAUAGGCAAACUCAUGAUCGAUUGAAGAAUGAUUUGAUCGAAAACAUUUGGAAUAAAUUUGGUAAUCAAGAUUAA